This is a messenger RNA of Carassius gibelio (silver crucian carp), 3085 nucleotides long. RefSeq names its product arrestin, beta 1 (gene arrb1). Gene Ontology annotation, molecular function: G protein-coupled receptor binding. Gene Ontology annotation, biological process: G protein-coupled receptor internalization; signal transduction; visual perception. The record is from RefSeq and is a predicted model, not a curated record. Lineage: Eukaryota; Metazoa; Chordata; Actinopteri; Cypriniformes; Cyprinidae. The coding region runs from base 429 to 1685 and encodes 418 amino acids. The transcript has 16 exons.
GAGAGAGAGAGAGAGAGAGACGAGGAGAGGAGAGGAAAACACAGCGGAUGAGCUCUGCUAGAUAGUGUGGAUAUCAAACAGAAGCUUCUUAAGCGUUAGGAUUUUCCAAACAGUGUCUACUGUUCCUACAUUCACUCCUGAAGGACUCCUAAAGCAGAGCAGCACAGGAAAGCAACCAGGAAUCGCCGGCUUCUGCUUGUUUUCGUUCCGUUUGUCUGGAGUGGAGAUGCUUCUGUAAUUGGAUUCACCUGGAAAGUGCUCAAACCGCGAGAAGAGCUGCUUAAGUGACAGCGGCUCUCUAACGCAGCAUAGUAAAUUCUCUUCAUCUUUUUAUUUUCCCCUCAGCUCCAUCUCCCUCUCUUUUCUCGGCAGCCUCUCUCAUCUUCUUCCCACAGCAGAAGAGUAUCUGUCGCACGCUGAUCCUCACGAUGGGUGAUAAAGGCACAAGGGUUUUUAAGAAGGCUAGUCCAAAUGGAAAGUUAACUGUAUACCUUGGUAAGAGGGAUUUCGUCGACCAUGUGGAUCUCGUGGAGCCUGUCGAUGGUGUGGUUUUAAUUGAUCCAGAGUACUUAAAAGAGAGAAAAGUUUUUGUGACUUUGACGUGUGCUUUCCGCUAUGGACGGGAGGACUUGGACGUUCUUGGCUUGACGUUUCGCAAAGACCUCUUUGUGGCCAACAUCCAGGCAUUUCCUCCUGUGCCUGAAGAGAAAAAGAGCUUGACACGUCUACAAGAGCGACUGAUAAAGAAACUUGGAGAACAUGCUUACCCCUUCACCUUUGAGAUCCCCCCGAACUUACCCUGCUCUGUCACGUUACAACCAGGGCCAGAAGAUACAGGAAAGGCCUGCGGGGUUGACUUUGAAGUGAAAGCCUUCUGUGCAGAAAACGUUGAAGAAAAAAUCCACAAAAGGAAUUCAGUGCGUCUUGUCAUCAGAAAAGUGCAGUAUGCUCCAGAGAAGCCGGGCCCACAGCCAAUGGCUGAAACCACAAGGCAGUUUCUCAUGUCAGAUAAACCUUUACACCUGGAGGCCUCACUUGACAAAGAGAUUUACUAUCAUGGUGAACCAAUCAGUGUCAACGUCCAUGUCACAAACAACACAAACAAGACAGUAAAAAAAAUGAAGAUUUCAGUGCGUCAAUAUGCUGAUAUCUGCCUCUUCAACACUGCCCAGUACAAGUGUCCCGUGGCCACAGAGGAAACAGAUGAUAUUGUGGCCCCCAGUGCUACAUUUUGUAAAGUAUACACUCUCACGCCUUUCCUUGUGAAUAACCGAGAGAAACGCGGCUUGGCUCUGGAUGGCAAACUCAAACAUGAAGACACAAAUUUAGCCUCCAGUACACUGUUAAGAGAGGGAGCUAAUAAGGAAAUUCUGGGCAUCAUUGUUUCUUAUAAGGUGAAAGUGAAACUUGUGGUGUCUCGUGGAGGGCUGCUUGGAGAUCUUGCCUCAAGUGAUGUUGCCGUUGAGCUACCCUUUACAUUAAUGCAUCCCAAACCACUGGAGGAAUCAAUCUACAGAGAUGCUCCAGAAAAUGAUGCCCCCAUUGACACAAACCUUAUUGAAUUUGACACAAAUGAUGAUGACAUCAUCUUCGAAGACUUUGCCCGACAACGACUGACCGGGGCAAAUGACGACAAAGACGAAGAUGAGGAGGGUGCUGAUUCACCCAAACUGAAUGACAGAUAGAUUGCAGAUAAGAGUUUCCUGUGUUGUGACGAUACAUGAGACCCUUUUGAGAUAACCAGGAGAAAUGGGACACCCUUUAACACACUCACAGUGGUGCAGUUGUUGUGUUCUUGUUCACAUUUGUCUCUUCCAUCCUGCAAGGGUGUACAGUAAAAACUUAAGUGUAGAAAAUGUGACGUUGUCGUCAAAGCGAUUAGAAGGUGAGGCUUUAGUUGAUAGGCUGGCCACUGAGUGCCUCGGGUAUUUGAAGGUCUUUUAGGGUUGUGGCAAUGGCUUCACAUCUUAGCUAAAUCAAACGUCAGUGGUAGCAUGCCUUUGUUGUUGCUAGGUUUUAUAGGUUUUUCCUGGGCCGUGAUUUAGUUUUGAACCAUAUUUAAUGUAAGGAAUUUCUUGUUUCAAUUACUGUUAAUGGAACUGUAUUCAGUAUUAAAUUUGUUUAAUUUUCAAAUUUUUUUUUUUUUUUUUAUAAAAGCUGCCAAAUUGAAUCAUCUUUAUGUCUAAUGUCUCAAAUGAGAGCUUUUGAAUCAGUCGUGCAGGGUGAAAGUUUUUAUUUUUAUUUUCAAUUUUUCAAUAAAAAAAUUAUAUCUAAAAGCUAUCUUACCUAAUAAAAGUUAUGGAUACUCUACUGAUAAAAAGACUACAUGACACAAUGCAACAACUAUUUGUGAACAUAUUAUUUUCUCUUAAAUGUCUUCAGUUAUUUCAAGUGGGUUUCUAUGAAAUCAUUUAAUUAUAAAUAAUGCCUAUAUAUCUGUAAGGGGACUAUAUAUUAUUAUAUGAUAUUUUUACAUAAAUGAAGCUUCUCAAAAAGAGCACCCACUGUAUGAAUAGUCAUGGGCUACAAACGUUCCAGUUACAAUCUCUAUUCUGAAUAAAGUAUAUGAAUGCUGAAAUCUGUCUCUUCUGUGGAACAGAAUAGAUCUUUUGAAGAAUGUUCUGGUAUAUUUUUCCCAUACUAUCACAAUUCAUUUAAAAGCUACAAAGUAUCAUGAAAUAUCAUCCCUUCAAUUUGUGCCAUUGUCAUAUUGUAUUCUUGUUCCGAAUUAACUGGUUUAUGUGAAGAAGAACUCAACAUUUAAGUUGUUAUUCAUAAAAAUUUUCCAGCACUCUGGAACCGGAUCAGUUUUUGAAUUGAUUAUUUAAUAAGUCCUUAUUCCUUCUUGUGAACCAGUUCAGUCAUUCAUUGAAUAGAUCAGACUCAAAAGAACAACUUGUUAAUUGAAAAAGUGGACAAUCAAUUGUUUCAGUUGAAUCAAACUCUUUCUCUUAACAGUUCUACAGUAGCUCAACUGUUUACUACUGUUGUCAUUUUUUAGAGCCUCUUUGAGCAGAACUUAAUUUAGUUAGCAUUAUUAAAACACUAUUUCCCUGUUUAACACUGUAAAGUUGCUUUGACACCA